This is a messenger RNA of Diaporthe batatas, 456 nucleotides long. RefSeq lists its product as uncharacterized. Bases 1 to 456 code for a protein of 151 amino acids. NCBI's taxonomy places the organism in Eukaryota, Fungi, Ascomycota, Sordariomycetes, Diaporthales, Diaporthaceae. The record is from RefSeq and is a predicted model, not a curated record. The transcript has 2 exons.
AUGGCUUCUUCCACCCCUUCCCGGCAGCUCAUCAGCUCGGGCAGCGCGUUCGAGGCGGAGAUCGGCUAUUCCAGGGCCGUAGUCGACGGCGACUUUGUGUUCGUGUCAGGAUGCACAGGGUACGACUACAAGACGGGAGCCAUCUCGGGCGACGUGGCGGAGCAGGCGGAGCAGUGCAUGGUCAAUAUCGCGGCGGCGCUGUCCGAGGCCGGGGCCGCCGUCGGGGAUAUCGUCAGGGUGCGGUAUAUGCUCCCGGACCGGGACGACUUCCCCAAGACGUGGCCGGUGCUGAGGCGCUGGCUGGGCGAGGUCAGGCCUGCGGCUACCAUGAUUGUGGCAGGGCUGAUGAAGGAGGAGAUGAGGAUCGAGGUUGAGGUCACGGCCAGGAGGAGGGGAGGGCAAUUGGCUUUGUCGAGGUCGCCGAACGGGGACGGCGGGAGGGCGGGCCUUGCUUGA